GGGGUGCCCCUGACCAAGGGAACUUUUCUGAGCCUGGGCAGAGGGCUUUGCACUGACAGAGGCAUGAGGCUCCUGCUGCUGUUCUGCUUGGCCUUGCUGGCCUCCGGCAGCUUCUCCGUGGAGCAAAAGAUUGAUACCGGGAGCACCCUCCACUCGUGACAACCAAAAAUGUCUGCAGACACAACGGUCCCCAGAGACAGCAUCACCCCAGGGCUCGUCCCUGAGGUCACCAUUGCCUACCAGGUCCUGGAGGUCUUUCCCAGAAGCCGCAGGGUGCUUAUCACCUGCCACUCACCGCAGGGGACCCCGCCUAUCGCCUACUCCCUCUGGGGGAGCCAGGACAUUGAAGUUGCCAGAAAGGUGGUGAAGAAACACACGCCGGCCUCCUUCAGCAUCAACGUCACACUCAAGUCCAGGCCAGACCUGCUCACCUACACCUGCCAGGCGGCCACCUCCUCAGGCCCACGCGGGGCCAGCACCACGCUGCAGAUGUACUGGGAGCUGUGGGCCAAGGGUGUUCAAGUCUCCCAGCCAUGCCAGUGCUUCCUGUCCCCCCUGCCAGAGCCCGUGUCCCAGCUGCAAACUAACUUCACCCUGCUGGACAGAGGGUCAGGCCCCAGGGUGGAGAUGUCCUGCCGGGCGUCCUUGGGCAGCCCACCCAUCACCUACAGCCUGGUGGGGCCGGACGGGCACGUCCACCUGCAGCAGAGACCGCACUACGGGCAGCCUGCUAACUUCUCCUUCCUGCUGACCGAGACGCCACGCUGGUUCCAGUGCCAGGCCCAGAACGACAUCAAUGUCCAGAGCAGCCCCCUCACGCUGGUGCCCCCAGGACAGCUGCCCAGGGGACCCACCUUCGUGCUGGCUGCCAGCCUUACCUCCAUUGCAGCUAUCGCCUCUGGCAUGCUGGGCCGGACCACGUGGACCAGGUUGUGACCAGAGGUGCGAGCACAGCCGUCUUCCAGGACAGCCCCUGUGCUGGCCCUACGGGGGGGCCCCCCAUUUGAAGAACAAGCCUGCCAGCCUGGAUUCCUGAGCCCUGGUGCUCCGCAGGGAGGGUUUCAACAUGGGGUGGGGCUGUGGAGGGAAGAAGAGGUGCACAGGACAGAGGGGGCUCUGUGUAGGUCCCCGACUUUGCUCCUCAGCUGCUUGUCAUCAUCUAUGCAGGUCUAGGAAGAAGGUGGGGGUACACUGUGAAAAGGCCCAGCUGCACCCCCACCUGUGGCCUCCUUCCCCAACACACACCGGCUCCCCUCUUCUCUGGAGUGGCACCCCAACUCCUGGUGGCCUAGUCCUCUGGCUCCACCCGCUGAUGGUCCAACUCAUCUGGGAGGACUCGGCCCCACCUGGCCAGCACCCCUCAUUAACCUUACCUGCAACAGCAAAGCAAGGGUGUCUGGGAUUCCUCCCUCCUCAGCCUGCCCCCCCCCCGAGAAGGCAUCCCCCUACCCCCUCACCGAGCCUUCCCUGUUCAGAUGCUCUGAACCAUUUCAGGAAAGAAGUGGAUUAAACUCCGCCCCCUGCCUGACACCCUGGAUUUCCUUUUCUGUCUGCACACCAUCCUGGAGCCUGGAAG
This is a messenger RNA of Molossus molossus (Pallas's mastiff bat), 1576 nucleotides long. It is a transcript of the gene CUNH17orf99, whose product is annotated as chromosome unknown C17orf99 homolog. The record is from RefSeq and is a predicted model, not a curated record. NCBI's taxonomy places the organism in Eukaryota, Metazoa, Chordata, Mammalia, Chiroptera, Molossidae. The coding region runs from base 169 to 936 and encodes 255 amino acids. The transcript has 7 exons.